AUGCCUCUUGAACCUAUCCUGUUGAACGAUGGAAACAAGAUCCCAGCCAUUGCGUAUGGCACAGGCUCCAAGAUGAAGUACCACGAUAUUACACAGUACAUCGAGCAGGCUAUCGAACUGGGGUUCUCGCAUAUUGAUACUGCUGCAUUUUAUCAAACCGAGAAAUACGUUGGGAAAGCUAUAAAAGAAAGUGGGCUGGCGCGUUCAGAGCUGUUCAUCACGACCAAGUAUCCUCGAGAUGUGCCGAUUCAGAAGAGCGUCAAAGAGAGUUUGGCGAAUCUCGGACUACAAUAUUUGGACCUAUAUCUCAUUCACCAACCUCUAUUCAUUCCAGAUAUUGUCAAAGCAUGGAAAGAUUUUGAGAAAGUACAACAAGACGGGUUGGCCAAGAGCAUUGGCAUCAGCAAUGUUGUCGAUGUGCAGCAACUCGAGGACCUUAUCAAACACUCCGAAGUGAAGCCUGCAGUGAACCAGAUCGAGUUACAUCCAUACAAUUACUACAAAAUGAAACCCGUCAUGGAUGUAUGUGCCAAACAUAAAAUUGUAGUGGAAGCUUACAGUAGUCUCUCACCGAUAACUACAUACCCUGGCGGGCCCGUUGACGUGCCUCUCAAAGCUGCCGCUCAAAGAAUUGGUGCCACACCGACUCAGGUGGUAUUUUUGUGGGUCAAAGCGAAGGGUGCGGUUAUCGUCACAACCUCUACCACCAAAGCACAUAUGGAAGAAUACCUUGCUGUGUCGGAUUUGCCUGCUUUGACCAAGGAGGAAGUUGCUGAUAUCGACGCUGCAGGUGCUAAGGGGCCUCCGUCUGGUAUUACAACUAGAUUGGCUAUAAACACGAAGGAAAAGGCGCUGGGAGCUAUGAUUGUAAUGACAUUCUUGGUGUAUGGAUUGUCUGGAUGGGGACGUGUAUGUUACUAA
This is a messenger RNA of Lentinula edodes (shiitake mushroom), 921 nucleotides long. RefSeq names its product Aldo/keto reductase. Gene Ontology annotation, molecular function: oxidoreductase activity, acting on NAD(P)H as acceptor; aldose reductase (NADPH) activity. Gene Ontology annotation, cellular component: cytosol. The transcript is spliced from 9 exons. The coding region runs from base 1 to 921 and encodes 306 amino acids. NCBI's taxonomy places the organism in Eukaryota, Fungi, Basidiomycota, Agaricomycetes, Agaricales, Omphalotaceae. The record is from RefSeq and is a predicted model, not a curated record.